UUCCACGUCGGCUCUCUCUGUGUGGCCGAUGUUGGGUUUCUCCGGAGGACCAGUCAAUGUGUUUUGGGCUGUCUGGUGAUGGUGACUGAGAGCUGGCAGCAGCACCGCAUGCUGAAGGCUGACUGUGCGCGUUGUGGAUGCUGGAAACAACCUCCACGGUGGGCAAGGAAGCUGCUCCUGCCAGGGCUCUGUGCCGAUCCCUGGUUUGCGGAAGUAGGCUCGGUUACUAGGGGCAGGCCCCGUCUCCAUGGUGACGGGCGGCUGAAAAGGUUCUGAAGAACCAAAAGGAGCAAGAAAUGCGUCCGUGAGGGGGAGACGGGGCAAGAGGGCGACAUACCUAACAGAUCCAUUGCAGACCCCAUCAAGGACACAGUUUGGGACAAAUAAAUCCGAGAGACAAGAUCGGGGAGGGGAGUAACAGGGCGGGAUUUAAAAAAAAACCUGCUGAAGGAGCUACCGCGGCAGUUGUGAACUGGUGAAUCUUCAGAGCUGAGACCCUCCACCCCAAACAUUGGCAUAAAUGCCGAGUAACAGAACCAGAAUUGAACACAGUAGGAUGCAGAAGGUGCAGCAGAUUUUGUCAGAAUUUCACCUUGAGAAAGAGGAGCUACUGGAAGUGAUGCGGAGAAUACAGCAGGAAAUGGAGAAGGGCCUGCGGCUUGAAACUCAUAAAACAGCCAGUGUCAAGAUGCUGCCCACUUACGUACGUUCAACACCAGAUGGCUCAGAGGUGGGAGAUUUCCUGGCUCUGGAUCUGGGAGGCACAAAUUUCCGUGUGAUGCUAGUGAAAGUCGCUGAAGAUGAGAACCAGAGUUGGAAAAUUACAACCAGUAACCAGAGGUACUCCAUUCCAAUUGCUGUCAUGACUGGCACAGCAGAAAUGCUUUUUGAUUACAUUGCAUUGUGUAUCUCCAACUUCCUGGAUGAACACAACAUGAAGGACAAGAAGCUGCCACUGGGAUUCACAUUCUCAUUCCCUGUCCGUCAUGAGGAUAUUGACAAGGGGAUCCUUCUGAACUGGACUAAAGGAUUUAAAGCAUCUGGAGCUGAGGGGAACAAUGUGGUCGGGUUGCUUCGUGAUGCGAUUAAGAGGCGAGGGGAUUUUGAAAUGGAUGUGGUCGCCAUGGUGAAUGACACUGUUGCAACAAUGAUCUCCUGUUAUUAUGAAGACCACAGUUGUGAGGUUGGAAUGAUUGUAGGCACUGGCUGUAAUGCCUGUUACAUGGAGGAACUGAAAAAUGUGGAAUUAGUGGAAGGAGAAGAAGGAAGGAUGUGUGUGAAUACUGAAUGGGGGGGUUUUGGAGACACGGGUGAGCUCGAGGAGUUCCGUCUUGAAUACGACUGUAUUGUCGAUGAGAUGUCUAACAAUCCAGGUUAUCACCUAUAUGAAAAGAUUAUUGGUGGAAAGUACAUGGGUGAGCUAACACGACUUGUGCUUCUGAAACUGGUAAAUCAAAACCUGCUCUUCAAUGGAGAGGCAUCCCAGCUGCUGGAAACACCAGGCAGCUUUGAAACAAGUUUCCUGUCACAAAUAGAAAGUGACACAGGGGACCAGAAGCAGAUCUAUAAUGUUCUGACAAAACUAGGUGUGUUGCCAUCCAAAGCCGACUGUGAUAUUGUCCAUUUGGUAUGUGAGAGCAUUUCAACACGUGCAGCACAUAUAUGUGCUGCUGGUUUGGCAGGUGUUAUAAAUCGAAUGUGGGAGAACAAACACAAACAAACAAUGAAGAUUACAGUAGGAAUUGAUGGAUCCGUUUACAAGUUACAUCCUCACUUUAAACAUAGGUUUCAGAAAAUGGUUAAAGAACUUGCUCCUCCCUGUGACAUCACUUUUCUACAGUCGAAUGAAGGCAGUGGUCGAGGUGCAGCAUUAAUCUCUGCAGUAGCAAGCAAGAUGGCCAGCUGAUUGACUGUUAACUUUGGAAAUCAAUAAAUUAACCGAAGUUAAAUGAUAAAUUGCAGAAUCCCUUUGGCCAUUUCUGCAGUUCUUUCUGAUGAACUGAAGAUUCUGCCUUCUAUAUGGAUUGCUGGUGAAAAUACUUCAGUCAGCCCGAUACGAUAAAAGCAUGGUAUGUAAUAUCUCUUGGAAAACUCGUGAUAUGCUGCAAGUGGCAAACCCAAGCCCUUGUUUCGAAAUCUGUUUCAACAUGCUGGUCACUCAUCAGUCAGAUCUGUCUUGCCAGCUUCUAGGUAAGUUUAGUGUUCUGGACCAAGUCCACCUCCCUGACUGUCGUCCUGGUGUGCAGCAAUGUUUUCACCAACCUGAAGCAUAACUUCAAGAAGAAGACUUCAAUUUGUGUUGAAAAUCACUUUCUUUUUCACUAAACUGAAGCAAUGUAUGUUAGAUUUGUGCCUAAGAUGAAAUUUGAAUGAUUGCUACCUGUUGACUGAUGCGGGUCAAUUUCUUGAACUUUGACUUUCUUGUUGUUCUUUGUUAUUUUUUUUCUUGUUACUUGCCCAAGUUGUGGAGUUCCAGUCUUGACCCUUUGUAGAAUGAUUUCAAUGUCAAGAGGUUACAGGCCUUUACAAUGUCAGAAACUACAUAAUAUCAAUCUUCCUAAUAGUUAAUGUUAUAAAGUGUUAAUUUUCUUGUGAAUUUAUCAAUUAUUAAUCCUGUGGCAAGGUAUGAGUCUCUGUAUAAAAGAAAAUAAUUGUUUUCAGAAGUCCAAUAAAAAGCAUGUUGUGCAAAGUUUUAUGACAAUGAAUUCUGUUGAGAAAUUAACCAUAGGAGUGAACAUUUUUUCCCUAAAGCCUGACCUUAUUGUUGCAGUGUUGGUUGCUCGAUGACCACAUAUACCUUUGGAAGUCAUGUUUGAGUUGAACUUGCAAUCAUACUUGAGUUGAUGACGUUGGUAGAUAUUUUUAAUCAAACUGUUCAGACAUGUUGUAACAGAGUUCUGGAACAGGUGGGACUUGAAGCCAGGUUUUUUUUUCACCCAGAGGUCGAGAUACAACCACUGUGCCACAUAUCCUGAAUGAAAGGAGCUGCUCUCACCUCCUGACUAUGUUAUAUUUUAAAGGUAAUUUCUCAGCGGAAUCAAACUUAACUAUGGCAACUAUUCAGAAAGUUGCUGCAGAGUUCAUCACCUCAAUGAAUUCAUUCACUGGAGCAGUUAGCAGCUAACCGUAGUUAAUUGUUCUUAAAAAAAAGUCAAUCUACGGAGUAAAAACUCACUACUUUCAGGGAAGUCAUGCAGAAUAAACAUUUAAUGUCAAAUUAUUUUUCUUGACUUCUUUUCAUAUUCCAGCAGUUUUGAUAAAAUUGAAGAAUUUGUCUGAAGCUGGAUUGUUCUGACUUUUAUUGUUCAGACAUCCAUUUAAUUAAUAUUCAGUACAUGAUGUUACCACAACUAAAAUGUAUUUUUAAUCUUCAUUUUAAUUCCUGUUGAUACAAACCAUUUGUAAUUAGCAAUCUCAGAUGAGUACAGUUGAGAAUAUUCCUUGCUAUAUUUUGUAAUGACUGUAACACUUGCAUCGCUCUGCACGAUGAUAACCAAAGAGUAUAAAUAUGGUGUAAUUCAUUAUACCUUUUAAAACAUAAUGAUGAGUGAAGUACAAAAAAAAAUACUG
Molecule: messenger RNA, 3570 nt
Organism: Stegostoma tigrinum
Lineage: Eukaryota; Metazoa; Chordata; Chondrichthyes; Orectolobiformes; Stegostomatidae
Gene: gck
Product: glucokinase (hexokinase 4)
Exons: 10
Coding region: 521-1906 (461 amino acids)
Biological process (GO): regulation of insulin secretion; glycolytic process; intracellular glucose homeostasis
Cellular component (GO): cytosol; mitochondrion
Molecular function (GO): mannokinase activity; glucokinase activity; D-glucose binding
Source: RefSeq, a predicted model, not a curated record